AUGGAUGAUCUCGACAAGGAAGAUCGUGGCAACACUUCAACUGAUCCAACUUCCAACUUUAUAACCGAUCAAGAAUUGGAGAAUGUGACACAGUCCAGCUCUUGUGUACAACCAUGCAAGAAGCAAACUGAGACUACUUGUCCCCAACACCAAACAAAUUUGGAAAGCCUUUCUUUGAAUCAAGUAUCAGCACCACUUAUAGCAGUAACAACAGUAGCUGCAACAGCUGCAGCAGCAAAAACAACAACUGCAACUGCUGCAACUGCAACUGCAACAACUGCAACUGCAACAACUGCAACUGCAACAACUGCAACAUCACUGGCCCAACCAGAUGCUAAAACUAAUCAAUUGCUCCCUACCACAUCAUUCACAUUCCGAAACCCCAUCAUCUCGGAAGCUGAACAGACUCUACUAAAUAAAUUUGAAACUGAAGUCAUGACCAAUAAAGACGUCCAAGCAUCACUUGAAAAAUUGAAAAUUGAAACCAAGGAUAAAUACUUGUACCAAAUUAGAAGAUACAUCAGAUUCUGUGCCAAUAAGGGACAAAGCAAUUUUUACGUCACGACCCAACUAGCUCAAGAAAUGAUUGCAAAUGAAGCUGUGAAAAAAAGGGGUGUUGUUGUUUCUCACAAUUUGACUGAAAAUACAAUUCGUAGUAUUCGAUCACCAUUGAAUAAAUUAUACUUUAUGAAUAAAAUUGUUUAUGGUGAUCAACAACAAAAUGAACUAUUAGGGGAACAAUUUAUACAGCACAUGAUUGGUUCAGUGACUCAAAAAGAGAAGCCUGGUAACGAUGAUGAGGAUAAGGAUCGUAGUGGGGUAGAGAACAAGGAUGACAGACAUAAAAAAGAGAAGAAUCAAGUGGUUGAAGAUGAGGCAGUGGAUUGUGAAUCCAAUUUAAAGGCACAAAUGGCUGACAAAGCAAAUAGAGAUUCUUCUUCAAUUUCAUCCAUUGUGUUAACACUAAACACAGACUCAGUAACCAGUGCGAGCUCAAAAUCUUUUGGUCUAAGUGGCAAUUCCAAACAUCGACUUUCAGAAAGUGAAGAAUCACUUUUGCGCAAAUUUGAUCAAGAGAUCCUCGCUAACCCAAAAACUCAAGAAAUAUUAUCAAAUCUCACUGGCAAUACAUUCAAAUCGUAUGCCACUGAUAUUAAGCGAUUUAUCAGGUAUUGUGCACGAAAGGGUAAAAAGGAUUUCUUGAUUGAUGAUGACAUACUAACGAGAUUCUUGUCUUUUCAAACCAGCAAGGGUACUGCGAAUAGCGGAAGCAGCAAUCGAAGAUACAGUUUGAGAAAUACGAGAACAAGCUUACUCAAGUUGCACCAGUUAAAUUGUUUGGCUUAUGACUUGGAAUUUUCUGAAGGGGAUAUUGUUCUUACACUAAACAAGUUUCUAGAUGCCACAGACAACGCCACAGAUACACUACAGCAGUUGCAGGUGAGUCAGCUGGAAGCCAUACACGAUUUGGGGUCUGAAGAUGAUCCAUUACUUGUCAAACUACAACAAUACUACAAAUCCUCAACUGUCCUUGAUGGUUUGUCUGAUCAAAGUAGAAAACUCUAUGCGAAUGAAUUUAACCGCUAUGCGUUGUUCUGUUCACAAAGAGGUUUGCAACAUUUUUAUUUAACUGGAGACCUAAUCAAGCAAUACUUUGUUAAAGAAGUCAUUGCUCAUACACCGACAAUAUCAGCCAAAAAAUUAAAAGAGAUUUUAAGUCGAUUAAACCGUUUGCAUAAUUUGAAUAUCGAAAUCGAUCCAGCAAACACUCCCAAACAAGUUGAAAAUAUUCAAGUGGUUAAAGACUUCUUGAAUGAUUAUACUUCGAAGUCACAUUCAGAUUCAUUAGCGCAGGGUAGUUCUAGCGGUGGUGGGAAUAGUGGUAGAGGUGGUCCUCUAGGAACAAAUACAAGUGCGAUUGGAGGCGACGGAAACGGUGCCAGUAGCUCGAGCACUAUUGGAAGUGGAAGUGGAAGUGGUAAUGGUAAUGGGGCUGACACUUUAUCUGGUGCAUCAACAUCAGGGUUGUCCGUUAGUUCAGGUUUACCUCAAUUGCAUUUUACAAACAAUCCAACUGCUGUACUCUCGGGUCUGCUGCUGCUGUUGUCAUCAGAACAACCAAGUGGUGGAGAACUAUCCAGUUUGUUGAAAAAACCAUCCUCACUGCAAACCCCCAAAUCAAGAUUGAAAUCUUCGUUUCAAUCAUAUAGUUCAAGAUCGGAAAUCAUCGAUACCACGCGUGGUGGUGGAAACUCCAGUGGUGAAGUUGGGGGCGAUGUAAAAGAAAACACUGGCAGUUACGGAAUCGGAAGGGAUCUAGUGGUUUCUUCUUCUCAGCAAAUGUUGCAAAUGGUUGAUGAAAAAUCACAAAUCGACAACGUGUAUGAAUCUAUUGCCAGUGAGGAGGAUGACAUCGACUAUAGCGAGUCCGAACCUAAACCCAUGACAUCUAUACUCAAAAGGGGUCUUAAUCGAGACUCACAAGAACCUAAAGAUACACAUGAUCUUCCUCGCUCUUCUCAAGUUUCUUCCUCCGCCUCAAAACGUCAAAAACUUGAAAUCUUACCCGAGACCAAUGACUCUGUCCCCAAAUUCGUUAUGAAUCAAGGCAUUGAAUCAAUAACUCAACUACUCGAAGAAUGGACAUUGAUUAUAAAACGUAAUGGAAAGUACGGAUUAGCUUGGAUCAAAACUGCAAAUGAUUUGCAACUUUACAAUAAUCGUAAAUUAAUCAUUUCUUUGAUGGAGGAAGUUAUACCAACAAUGAAUGAGAAUCAUAAGGGGAAAAAGCUAGAGGAGAUUUAUUUACUUGGUGGUGAUGCUGGUGAACUGGAUUUGUUUGAACUUGCAUUGGUUUUCGAUGAAUACCUUCAUCGCAAGAAUUUGACUAUUGAUGAUUUGAUCAAAAAGAUUGAAAAUUAUCCUAGUUAUGUGAAGCGUGAGUUCUUGAGGAUCUUGUCAAGGAGGAAGAGAACUGCUGCUUCCGCUGCAGCCGCUACUGGUGUUGGUGGUGUGACGUCAUUUGGUACUUACUCGUCUUCAUCCUCCCAGCCUAGUAGCAAUAUACCUCCACCUUGA
Messenger RNA from Lodderomyces parapsilosis, 3078 nucleotides. RefSeq lists its product as uncharacterized. NCBI's taxonomy places the organism in Eukaryota, Fungi, Ascomycota, Pichiomycetes, Serinales, Debaryomycetaceae. The transcript has a single exon. Bases 1 to 3078 code for a protein of 1025 amino acids. The record is from RefSeq and is a predicted model, not a curated record.